ACCUGGCCGUGCGGUGAGUUUGCCGUCGCUUUACUCACAGAAAGCCCAUUUAAAAAGGAAAGGGAUGAGUGGAACGUCCCUGACUCCAAAACAGAAGCAACAGCUUUCUCUCCGGCGGCGCGUCCUUCAACCCGGAUCGGCAUAAAUGAAUGAAACACAGGGGACUAUCCACACACGAUCGCGCCGGGACACCCUCGGUCACAGCAUCCCGUCGGGAGGAAUUUAUGUCGGGCUUGACAGGGAGAUCAACGCGAGCUUUUCCGUCUGGAACUUCAUCCCAAGAUUGUCAAAUGAGUGAACGGCCGCCGGUGUCUUCUGCCCGCCUCGCUACGGAGUCACGCUGUGAUUAACGGAUCAGGUUUUUGACUGCCGGGACAAAUGAAUACAAAUGAAUUUAGGCACCCAAAGGAGAGAUUGCAAAACCUCUCAUCUAGACACAAAGAGAGCCCUACUGCUCUGUACCGUUUUAUAUUGUACUUGUUACCUGGGACUUACGCAAGUACACUCUGAAGAUGUGGACAUUCUGCAACAUUUGGGGCUUAAGGGAGAGAAGCCAUCACGACUGGUGCCCACAGGAGUCAUUCCAUUUCGAUCUGGAAUCAUCCUCAACCAAAAGGCUAACAUCGAACGGCCAUUUCACUCUGUCUUCCCUAAAUCUUUCUGGCCCAAUGUGGCACUGGUCCUGAGUUUGCGCUCGCACCGUGUCAACAAUGCCUUUCUCUUCACGCUGCUCUCAGGCCGCAAGAAGCUGCUGCUUGGCCUUCAGCUUGUGCCAGGAAAACUUGUUCUUCAUACAGGACCCAAUAGCUCGGUAGCACUGCCUUACGAGCCCCAUGAUGGCCAGUGGCACCAGCUGGCAAUUGAAAUUAAAGGACAGAGAGUGACUCUUUAUGCCUCCUGCGGAGAGCAGAGUGUUCAUGCAGACUUUGGGUGGGAUAGUGAUGAGGGACCAACUCCAGAACUUCAGGGCUCCUUUCUUCUGGGGCGGUCAAGUCAACAACAAACUUCAGCACACUUCGAAGGAGCCAUCUGCCAGUUUGACCUGGUCCCAUCUGCACAGGCAGCUCACAACUACUGCAGGUACAUUAAGAAACAGUGCAGGGAAGCAGAUACGUACAGGCAGAAUCUCCCUCCCCUCUUGCCCGUCUUACCACGACAAACUAACCUAACAGCCACUGUGGUUACUCCUAAGAGUGAUGGCCCAGAAACGGCCAAGAAGUCCACAAAACUAAGCCUAGCUAAAAGUGUUGCUGCUGCUGCUUCGGCCGUCAGAAUUGUGGAGCUCACCCAAUCAGUAAAGCCCAGCCCUGUGACCAUCCCUACACCUGUUCGAGGAACAAUGAUGCCAGUCUCACCCCAGUUUGGACUUGCCUCCCCAACCCCAAAGGCAAGGACAAUAACUAUAACUGCACCACUCAGGACAAAAGCAGCGCCAACAAAAUCACCAACGCCAAGACCGUCCACCUCUAAGACGACAAAACAGACACCCACCAAGCCUACACCUACCAACCCUACCUUGAAAUCCAGCACAAAAAAGCCAAGCGUGUCAAAAGAAAAAAAGAAACCAACCACCCCUGCCACUUCCAAACCGACCAAGAAAAGGCCUGACCCCAUCCUAGCUGACCAAGGUCCAGUUCCAAAGAAACCACAACCCACUAAAGCAACAAAAACACAAGCAAAGCCCAAAGUCACAUCACCAAAAGCCGCUCCACCUAAACCUAAACCAAACACCGUGAAAGAUGCCCUUCCCAAGCCAGCGAUACCCAAGGCCAAACCGUCAAAAUCAACGAUACCCAAAGCGACUACUACCAAGCCCUUCAAGACAGAUAUCAAACAGACCCCCAAGCCGACGAAGCAACCCAAAACCGCCAAGGCUCCGCCGAAUCCACAGCCAACCCGACCCUCUUUUGAUGCAGUAACUGUAACACCGGCUGCCACCGACGGCUUCCAAAGUUGGGAUCUGCCACCAACCCAGUUUUCCUUAUUAGCUGGACCUGUCGGACAGAAAGGAGAUGCAGGCCUGCCGGGACUUCAGGGACCUCCGGGGAAACCAGGCUUGGCUGGGAAAAGGGGUCCUCGGGGUCCUCCUGGUCCUCACGGGAAACCCGGGCCUCCUGGUCCCCCUGGGCUCAAGGGAAGAAAAGGAGAUCCUGGAAUCUCACCUGGUCCUGCACCAAAAGGAGAGAAGGGAGACUCAGGGAUAAUUGGUCCAGUUGGACUGGCUGGUCAAGCAGGUCGAAAGGGACAGAGAGGUCAUCCCGGUCCACCUGGACUACCUGGAGAACCAGGGGAGCAAGGUCCUGUCGGAAGCCCCGGUGCCAAAGGUUAUCCUGGCAGGCAGGGUUUACCAGGACCAGUAGGACCGAUGGGGCCGAAAGGCGUACGGGGUUUUAUCGGAAUCCCGGGGCUUUUUGGUCUCCCUGGGCCUGAUGGCGAAAGAGGUAUUCCCGGUGAACCAGGCAAGAGGGGCAAGAUGGGUAGGCCGGGGUUUCCCGGGGACUUUGGGGAGCGAGGACCACCUGGACCAGAUGGAGAGCCAGGUGAGAUGGGAGCCCCGGGUCCAAGCGGAGUUCUCGGACUUAUUGGUGACAUGGGACCUGCUGGCGAAAUGGGCAUUCCAGGUCCGAGUGGCCUCAAGGGGGUGCCAGGAAAUCCCGGAGAACCAGGACUGAAAGGUGAUAAGGGUGAUAUUGGAAUUCCUGGAGCGCAAGGAGAGAUCGGUUACAAAGGUGACAAGGGCAUUCAGGGGGCUCCAGGACUAAUCGGAAUCCGUGGAAAACCAGGACCAGCGGGUCAUCCAGGUGAUCGAGGUCCAGAUGGCACACAAGGACCACCAGGUCCAGAGGGUUUCCCCGGUGACAUGGGACCGCCAGGAGACAACGGACUUGAAGGACCAAAGGGAAAGCUAGGGACAAGAGGUUUGCCUGGGCCACGAGGGGCUGCGGGUCUGGAGGGGGAUGAAGGCCCACUUGGACCACCUGGACCAACAGGACUAGAAGGCCGAAUGGGCAGAAAAGGUUUUCCAGGAAAGGUUGGGCCCGAGGGAGGAAAGGGGGAGCUUGGCAUCACUGGAAAAGUUGGUCCUGUGGGAGAAAGAGGUUUAGUGGGCUUCAUCGGACCUGUCGGAGAAGCAGGACUGGCGGGAGAGAAGGGGGACCGUGGUGAGAUGGGCCUUCCUGGACCACCUGGGGAAAAAGGGUCAUCGGGUCACCCCGGGACGCCGGGUGAAACGGGACCAUCUGGGCCGCCGGGAAGACCAGGACCCUCUGGUGCAGCUGGGCCAGCAGGUACCAGGGGACCCAAAGGCUUGCAGGGAGCGACGGGUCCUGACGGUCCAACAGGAGAGAUGGGCUUAGAAGGCAAGAAGGGUCCUGAUGGUCCUCCUGGAAAAAUAGGCUUCCCAGGUUCGCAGGGGAAGAUCGGGGAGAUGGGGGAAACUGGGCCAAAAGGUUUUCCUGGCAUCCAAGGACCUUCUGGACCUCCUGGGGACAAGGGAAUACCUGGCGAGCAGGGUCCACCAGGAGCGCCGGGAACCGUAGGACUGUUGGGUGAAAUUGGCCAAAAGGGUCCACCGGGUAAAGUUGGUGAACCAGGACUUCCAGCAGAACCAGGAGAGAAGGGAGACAUUGGACCUGCUGGAAACAUAGGAGAGCAAGGACUCAUCGGAGAGCGAGGGACGCCAGGUUUAGAGGGGGAAGCUGGUCCUGCUGGCCCUGAUGGUACCAAGGGUGAAAAGGGUGACAUGGGUCAGGAGGGCGACAGCGGCGAAAAAGGCGAAAUGGGUCUAAAGGGAAAGGAAGGUCCGCCUGGAAAUCCUGGACUUGGUGGUGUCAGAGGUCCUGAAGGUAAACCUGGCAAAAUUGGAGAAAGAGGCAAGCCUGGGAUGAAGGGGGCUAAAGGUCACAUUGGUCACCUUGGAGAAACUGGGUCCAUGGGGAAAACCGGGCCACCAGGAUUUGUCGGGCCGAAGGGCUCAAGAGGAACCAUUGGACAUGUGGGCGCCCCUGGACGAAUGGGUCAACAGGGAGAAACUGGAAUACCUGGUUAUGAGGGACAUCAGGGAUCUCAGGGGCCAAUGGGCCGUCCGGGACCUAAAGGUGAAAAGGGUGAGCAGGGAGAUGACGGGAAGGCAGAGGGUCCCCCUGGUCCUCCAGGUGACAUAGGUCCUCCAGGUGACAGAGGAGAGAGGGGAGAGUCUGGAGAUCCAGGAUAUAAAGGUCAAGUUGGUGUUGAUGGGCCAAGAGGCCGAGCCGGAGCUCCUGGACUCCCGGGUCAUCCUGGACCAAGAGGGCAACAAGGGCCCAAGGGCGCCAAAGGAGAUCAAGGUCAAAAAGGAAAAAAGGGUCCUGUGGGACAAAAGGGAGCGAGAGGACAAGAGGGUCCUGGUGGUGCUGCUGGGGCUCGUGGGGUCGUGGGCCGGGAGGGGCAGGAGGGAGUGCCUGGGAUGGAUGGAACACCGGGCAAAGAUGGAAGCAAAGGAAUGCCGGGAGAACACGGUGAUGAUGGAGUGACGGGUCUUCCUGGCAAAGCAGGCUCACGCGGGAAAACUGGUGUUCCGGGACUCCCAGGAGAUCAAGGCAUCAUUGGACCAAAGGGAGAUCAAGGUCUUAGGGGCCAGAGUGGACCACCAGGAAAAAGAGGCUUCCGAGGUGGAAUGGGACUUCCAGGACCACAGGGUGACAAAGGACCCAAAGGCCAGCCGGGUGACACCGGCGAACCGGGUUUUCCUGGAAUUCUCGGAGUAUUUGGACCUCGGGGGCCUCCUGGUGACCACGGUCCAAAAGGCAUUCGGGGACCAAAAGGUCCCCAGGGAGCGAUGGGCAGAGGAGGAGUCGUGGGUCCUGUGGGUUUUAUUGGUCCAAAUGGGCGAACAGGUCCAAGAGGGCAGAAAGGCAGUCGUGGAGAGCUUGGGGUUCAGGGUCCGAGGGGUGCACCAGGACCACGAGGACCUCCUGGACGCCCGGGUCCACCAGCCAUCCCACAAUCAUUUAGAGAUGACGGCGUCUUGUUUGUGGACUCUCACACUCCACUCAGGACGGAGAACAAACUAGCGAUGGAUCUCCCCAUGCUGGACCAGGGCGCCGAGAUCUUUAAGACCCUCCACUACCUCAGUAACCUGAUCCAGAGCCUGAAAAACCCACUGGGCAAUCGGGACAACCCGGCCCGCAUCUGCAGGGACCUGCACAGCUGUGAACACAAGUUAAACGAUGGCACUUAUUGGAUCGACCCAAAUCUCGGCUGCUCGUCUGAUAAAAUAGAAGUGUCCUGCAACUUCACUGGUGGAGGGCAGACCUGCCUGAAACCAGUCACGGUGUCAAAGACUGUGAUCAGCGUCGGUCGCGUCCAGAUGAAUUUCCUGCACCUCCUGAGCUCUGAGGCGGUCCAGCAUGUCAUCAUUCACUGUCUGAACGUGACAGUGUGGGGGUCUGGUAAGAAUCAGCUGGCUGAAAGCCCGGUGAGUUUCAAGGCCUGGACCGGGGAGGUGUUCGAGGCAGGAGGAGAGCUGGAGCCAGAGGUCCUGGAGGACUCCUGCUGGAUCAAAGAUGGCCGCUGGCACCAAACCCACUUUGUCUUCCACUCACUGGACCCAUCCCUGCUGCCUGUGAUCGACAUCUACAACCUUCCAAAGACGUCUCCUGGCUCACAUUACCACCUGGAAGUAGGUCCGGUGUGUUUCUUGUGAAGGUCUGCCAAGAAAAGACGGUGGAAUCAUUGUCAUCGCCUGUCGAUGGCCAGCAAACUGCCACGUGGAGAUGGCUCCCCUACGCCCGGAUCAGUGAGAGCGAGCCACUGUGCUCUGCUGCCAAACUCCCAGUGGACUGCGGCAACACAGGGAUACAAGUGAGGGAGUGGCAGCAGAAGUUCUCAUGGAUCACCGCAGCAACAGCUCCUCUGGAAAGGAUCUCUAUGUGCCACAGAGAACUCUAUGUCCUUCAGUUUCUCUCUGGAACUAUGCUGAGUCAAAGGGGAGCGAUGAGUGGACGUAAUAGUAAAUUAUUUUUGUAUACAAAUCUGUGUGAUUAAAAAAGUAAUUAAAAAUUUUAAAAAAAAAUUAAAGGAAUUCAGUCUGUCCGGAAAUAAUGAAUGAAGUUGGAUGAGUAAAUGUACAUAUAUGUAGACUAUUAAACUUUUAUACAUGUAUAUCUAAUGUAAAGUUAUAAUCUUCAAGUGCAAUAGAGAAUGAGAAGAUAACUGCUAAACUACGUUGAAGGAUUUGUUUUCAGGGGCGCCGUUAUUUUUCCGGUGUUCGAUUGCUUGAACUGAUUUUAAAAAAAAAAAUCUGUAUUUACUGGUGCUCUUUGAGUAUAAAAAAACAUGAUCAAAUCACACAACCCUAUCACAUAUCGAUGUUAUCUGCCAGAAGCCACUGACAUUCGGGAUAUAUCAGUGACUAUGGGUGUUUUAAAAGGAAGGAAAAUGCAUUUUGCUGCCGUUGUUGUGACUAGAAGUGGUCAAUUUUGUCUCUCAUUUAUACGGUUACAGUAGUUUACCAUGGUGCUAUGAGUAGUCCUGUUGCUACACCACUCAGUCACUCAUACCUUAUAUUCUAAAGGGGCAGCUUCUAAUGGCUGCUCUCUUGAGAUAUUUUAUCCCCAAAUUUGUUAUUCAAAAUACACAAACUGUAUUUUAUAUUAUAGCAAAUAACAGAAGUAGUUUGAAUAAGAGCAUUUAUUUGUUGUAACUGGACACAAGUGUGUAUAAUUGUGCUGUAUACAGUGGAUCCCCUCUUGCUAAUUUAUGUUAUUUAAUGUUGUUACCGUGGUUACAGACUGAGUACCUACUCUCUCUUUAUAUAUAUCAGCUGGCCCAACUGGUCUUGGAGUUUAUAGAUUUUUUUUAUAUGUACAUUUGGGCUCCAGAGAACAAAUUUAUGAUGGUGUUAAUUAUUUUUUUAUUUUGCUCGCUGAUGUUUCUCUCUCUCACUCUCUACGAUCACCAAUCAUGUACUGUACCGGGACUUUUUAAAAAGUAUGUGAAAAUAUUUUUGUAAAUCUGUUGUAGACAUUAAAAGGAGCUAAGAAUACCUCACCUUUGACACACACACAAACACACACACACAGACACACACACACAAGAUCAAACAUUUUGUUGUUUUGAUUCUUUCGAAUAACUUAAGCCUGUUCAGAUAUAUCAGCCAAAAACAAACCCAAUUCUGAACAUGAUGAUAUCUGGUUUUAUAUAUUUUGUUGGCUCUUUAAUGUUUUUCAGUGUCCAUU
This is a messenger RNA of Synchiropus splendidus (mandarinfish), 7217 nucleotides long. Its product is annotated as collagen alpha-1(XXVII) chain A-like. Bases 389 to 5683 code for a protein of 1764 amino acids. Gene Ontology annotation, molecular function: extracellular matrix structural constituent. The transcript has 61 exons. Lineage: Eukaryota; Metazoa; Chordata; Actinopteri; Syngnathiformes; Callionymidae. The record is from RefSeq and is a predicted model, not a curated record.